This is a messenger RNA of Paramecium octaurelia, 300 nucleotides long. The record is from the annotation of a GenBank genome assembly. Lineage: Eukaryota; Ciliophora; Oligohymenophorea; Peniculida; Parameciidae.
AUGGGAUGCCAUUGCACAAAAACAAAGGAAAUAAAACAAUCUAAAUAGAUCAAACACCCUAAACUAAUAAAACUAAAACCACUCCUUUAUGAUUAGGAUCAAAACACUUAAUCUCCAAUUACGACUGAUUAGAUAAAAGAUGAUUUAGAGGAUAUGAAACCACCAAAAUUGUGUUAUAUAAGUAAUUCUAGUAGAGGAGGGAUAGGGAAAACCAAGCAGGUCUAAAGAGAGAUAGGAGGAAAGAAGGAAAGAUUUUCUUAUUUAUACAUUCGACCCUAUCAACCUAAUUAAUAAAAAUGA